UGGAUAAACAGAAAGAAAAUAUGUCAUCUUACACUGAGAUAUUACAGAGAGAAAGAGAAGGGUUGAGGAGUACCUUGUCAGAACUUGCCAUUCAGAGACAAGAGAUUGAAAAUCGACUGAAAGAAGAUGCUUUGUUGGAGACGACACAUCUUGUCGAACUUAAAGCAGAGCUGAAGCAAGACAGAGAGGAUCUGGACAGAGAGCGUGAGAAGAUGGACAAAGAGAAACUGGACUUGGAGCUGAUGAGGUCUGACAUCCUGAAACAAAGUGACACAUUAAAACAAGCAAUACAACAUAUGAAAGAGCAAAGAGACAAAUUGGAAAUCACACAGUCUGAGCUACAAAAGAAGAAAGAACAUGCAGACAGUCAGUUUGAUGAGAUGAACAGAGAAAAAGGCAACAUCAAAGAUCUGACCCUUCAGCUUCAGACUGAAAGAGACAAACUUGAGAAUGUCAUGAACAUGAUUAUCUUAAAACAAGAAGAUCAAGAACUCAAGGACAACGAGCUCAAAAGACAAACACAAGAACUGGAAACUGUGAAGAACAGUGUGCUGGCAGAAAGAGAUGAACUGGAACUUCUGAGAAAAGAUGUCAACAAGAAGAAAGAAGAGGUUGAAGCUGCCAUGAACACUAUCAGUGCAGAGAGAGAAAUAGUCAAUCAGAUGAAGAGUAGUGCUGACAUGGACAGACAAAUGCUUGAGGAUGAAAAGAACAAAAUGGAAGGAGAAAGGUCUGAUCUUAAAAUAAGAGAGGAUCAACUCUUGGAUAAAAUGAAGUCAAUCAAAACUCUGAGAGAAAAACUUCAACAGCUGAAAGAAAGGAUGAGUGAAGACAUGAAACACAAACUCAUCAGACUGGAACAAAACAAUGAAGAAGUACUGAAACUGGUCAGUGUUUUGGAGCAAAAGCAUGAAGCUCUGGAUAAACAGAAAGAAAAUAUGUCAUCUUACACUGAGAUAUUACAGAGAGAAAGAGAAGGGUUGAGGAGUACCUUGUCAGAACUUGCCAUUCAGAGACAAGAGAUUGAAAAUCGACUGAAAGAAGAUGCUUUGUUGGAGACGACACAUCUUGUCGAACUUAAAGCAGAGCUGAAGCAAGACAGAGAGGAUCUGGACAGAGAGCGUGAGAAGAUGGACAAAGAGAAACUGGACUUGGAGCUGAUGAGGUCUGACAUCCUGAAACAAAGUGACACAUUAAAACAAGCAAUAAAACAUAUGAAAGAGCAAAGAGGCAAAUUGGAAAUCACACAGUCUGAGCUACAAAAGAAGAAAGAACAUGCAGACAGUCAGUUUGAUGAGAUAAAUAGAGAGAAAAGCAACAUCAAAGAUCUGACCCUUCAGCUUCAGACUGAAAGAGACAAACUUGAGAAUGUCAUGAACAUGAUUAUCUUAAAACAAGAAGAACAAGAACUCAAGGACAACGAGCUCAAAAGACAAACACAAGAACUGGAAACUGUUAAGAACAGUGUGCUGGCAGAAAGAGAGGAACUGGAACUUCUGAGAAAAGAUCUCAACAAGAAGAAAGAAGAGGUUGAAGCUGCCAUGAACACUAUCAGUGCAGAGAGAGAAAUAGUCAAUCAGAUGAAGAGAAGUGUGGACAUGGAAAGACAAAUGCUUGAGGAUGAAAAGAACAAAAUGGAAGGAGAAAGGUCUGAUCUUAAAAUAAGAGAGGAUCAACUCUUGGAUAAAAUGAAAUCAAUGGAAACCCUGAGAGAAAAACUUCAACAGCUGAAAGAAAGGAUGAGUGAAGACAUGAAACACAAACUCAUUAGACUGGAACAAAACAAUGAAGAAGUACUGAAACUGGUCAGUGUUUUGGAGCAAAAGCAUGAAGCUCUGGAUAAACAGAAAGAAAAUAUGUCAUCUUACACUGAGAUAUUACAGAGAGAAAGAGAAGGGUUGAGGAGUACCUUGUCAGAACUUGCUAUUCAGAGACAAAAGAUUGAACAUAGACUGACACAAGACGCUUUGUUGAGAUGACACAUCUUGUUGAAC
Molecule: messenger RNA, 1994 nt
Organism: Epinephelus fuscoguttatus (brown-marbled grouper)
Lineage: Eukaryota; Metazoa; Chordata; Actinopteri; Perciformes; Serranidae
Exons: 2
Coding region: 21-1979 (652 amino acids)
Source: RefSeq, a predicted model, not a curated record